AAAUCUUAAUUAGUGUAUCAAUUAUUUACCUAUUUGAUUCAGCAGCUAGUAGAAGUAAUGUCAACCAUACAUAAUCAGAAAUAGAACCUUAAUCCCAACCAAGCACAUAUUCAAUUGGAUAUUAUUGGGUCCACUACUAAUGACUCAUGUUCACCACACAGAUACAUGACUAAAACAGAAGAAACCAAGUUGGCCAAUAAGAAGUGAGGCAAUCUCACCUUAUCCACACUCCUACCACAACCUUAAAUUACAUUCACUAUCCAUAAAUCCUAUGUUGACAAUAUAACAAAAUCCAUCACCAAAACAAACUACUUAAAAAAGUGUAUCUGAUUAAAUUUCUUUUACACUAUCUUGAUCAAGAAAAUGGCAGCAAUGAACUCAAGUGUAUUGGCAUGUAGCUAUGCUGUCUCAGGCAUUGGUGCAUCUGAACUCACCUCAAAGUAUGCUGCUGUUUCCAUGUCUGGCUCUCCAUCACUUCAGAAAUUGCCAGUCAUCAAGGCUCAACAAUCCUCCAACAAAGACCAGAUAGCCGGAAGAAGAGUCGCGCUCCUCGGCCUUGCUGCUGCUCUUUUCGCCGCCGCUUCCUCCAACUCCUCUGCCAAUGCUGGUGUUAUCGAUGACUAUCUUGAGAAAAGCAAAGCCAACAAGGAAUUGAAUGACAAGAAGAGGUUGGCCACAAGUGGAGCAAACUUUGCAAGAGCAUACACAGUUCAAUUUGGAACCUGCAAGUUCCCUGAGAACUUCACUGGCUGCCAAGACCUUGCAAAGCAAAAGAAAGUGCCAUUUUUAAGUGACGAUUUGGACUUGGAGUGCGAGGGCAAGGACAAAUACAAGUGUGGUUCUAAUGUGUUCUGGAAAUGGUGAAGACUUUGUAUUCUUAAGCAGAGUCCUUUCACAAAAUGUAUCUAUUGUGACAGUGAGAAGUAAUUUGUUUGAUGUUCGUUAAACAUCGCAUUGAUUGCUUUAA
Capsicum annuum is the source of this 967-nucleotide messenger RNA. RefSeq names its product photosystem I reaction center subunit N, chloroplastic. Gene Ontology annotation, cellular component: chloroplast photosystem I. Bases 364 to 864 code for a protein of 166 amino acids. NCBI's taxonomy places the organism in Eukaryota, Viridiplantae, Streptophyta, Magnoliopsida, Solanales, Solanaceae. The transcript is spliced from 3 exons. Gene Ontology annotation, biological process: photosynthesis. The record is from RefSeq and is a predicted model, not a curated record.